UUUUGUUUAUAGGCGUUGUCAAAGAGGACGGCUAUAGAGAGAGAGAGAUGGGUGGGAACCUUGAAUGGAAACUCUGAGUCCCACCCACACCACUUAAAUACAACCAAGCUAGUCGAAGAAAUACAAGCUUUCAGGAAGAGACUGCAAGAAAACUAAACAAUGAGCUACCCUGGAUACCCCCCUCAGGCAGGAGGAUAUCCCCCACAGGCAGGAGGAUACCCACCUCAGCCUGGGGCUUACCCUCCACAACCAGGUGCUUACCCUCCACAGCCAGGAGCUUACCCUCCCCAAGCGGGAGGUUACCCCCCACAGCCGGGUGGCUAUCCUCCUCAAGCUGGAGGCUACCCACCACAGGCAGGAGGAUAUCCACCUCAAGCUGGAGGUUACCCACCACAGGCUGGAGGUUACCCACAGGCACCACCUCAAGGCAGCUGGGGUGGAGGGCCUAUGGGUGGAUAUCCCUCCAUUGGUCUUGAUGGCUUAUCCAACUCUGGAUACAAUCCUGGCAUGGCCAACCAGAUCUCUGGAGCCAUGGGGGGGUUUCCUCCAAACACGUCCAUGUUUGCCCAAGUCCCUGGGGGCUACCAACCUGCCCCUCAACCUGGUGGGUUUGGUGGCCCCAUCCCUAACCAACAGUCAUGUGGCCUGUACCCACAGCCAGGAGGAACCAUGCCACCACAACAAAACCAGGGUCCAGCAAUGGGUUACCCUGGUCAGCCUGGCCAGCCAAUGCCUGGAUACCCCGGUGCACCAUCACCCAACCCAUCCAUGCCAGGUUAUGGAGGAGCACCAGCACCUAUGCCUGGGUACCCAAAUGCCCCAUCAGCAAAUCCAUCCAUGCCAGCCUAUGGUGGAGGAGGAGCCAUGCCAAUAGCUCCACCUAUCAAUAGAGGAUUCAGGGGAACACUCAAGGACUUUCCUGGAGCUGACCCUCUCAAAGAUGCGGAGGUCCUGAGGAAGGCCAUGAAGGGCUUUGGAACUGAUGAGCAAGCCAUCAUUGAGUUGCUCGGGAGUCGGUCCAACAAACAGCGCGUUCCUUUGCUCCGGUCUUACAAAACCGCCUAUGGCAAGGAUCUGAUUAAGGAUCUGCACUCAGAACUGUCUGGGGAUUUCAGGAAGCUUGUCAUGGCCAUGCUGAAGACCCCCACUGAGUUUGAUGCCUCUGAACUCAACAGUUCCAUAAAGGGAGCUGGAACUGAUGAGGCCUGUCUAAUUGAGGUCCUGUCUUCUCGCUCCAAUGCUGAAAUCAAGGAGAUUAACCGUAUUUACAAACAAGAAUACAAGAAGUCACUGGAGGAUUCAAUUAGUGGAGACACCUCAGGCCACUUCCGCAGGCUCCUGGUCUCUCUUGCUCAGGGUAAUCGGGAUGAACGAGAAAAUGUCGACAUCUCGCUGGCUAAACAAGAUGCUCAGGCCCUGUAUGCUGCUGGAGAAAACAAACUGGGAACAGAUGAGUCCAAAUUUAAUGCCAUUUUAUGUGCCAGGAGCAAAUCCCAUCUCAGAGCAGUGUUCAUGGAGUACCAGCAGAUGUGCGGUAGGGAUAUUGAGAAGAGCAUCGGCAGGGAAAUGUCUGGCGAUCUUGAGAGUGGCAUGUUGGCAGUGGUGAAGUGCAUUAAAAAUACACCUGCAUAUUUUGCUGAAAGACUCUACAAGGCCAUGAAGGGAGCUGGGACAAAAGACAAAACUCUGAUCCGGAUCAUGGUCUCCCGUUCCGAGGUUGACAUGCUCGACAUUCGCCAGGAGUAUUUGAAAAAUUACGGCAAGUCUCUGUACACUGCGAUCUCUGGAGACACAUCAGGAGACUACAAGAAACUCCUACUCAAGCUCUGCGGGGGCAGUGACUGAAAAAGGGAGACGUUCUGUCGACUUCUUUACAGACAUUUCUUCAAAUAUAAUCUUUCUGAAUCAUCUGUAUGCACUAUACACACACUGCAUACUUGCAUGCCAUGUCAAUGCUUUCAAUGCAAAAUUUACCUAGCUUUGAAAAGCUCAUACAUAUUAUUACCUUUCUAUGCAAAACAUGUUUUAUAUAUUUUUUGUUUGUACUAUAUUGGCCGGAUAUGACAGUACAUGGAUUUACAAAAUAGAUUUGUAAGAGUUUACAUUGGAUUUUGAAGAGCUAUAUAUAUAUUUUAAAAGAUUUUUUUAUUGUGCCAAUAUGAUCAGAUACUGAACUGUAUCUGAUGUUUAGCAGCUAGUUAAUGUGAGGCAUAUAAUACAUAGCAGCUAAGUACCAAAGUAAAAUAUGAUGCUUGCAAUUGUACAAUCUCUUCUCUAUAUUUUUUCUAGUCUUGAGUUUUGUUUCUAAAAGCUAUGUUUGCAGUAGUUUUGUCACAUAAAGGUCACUAUAGUUCAUCAUUGAGCAUGAUGUUUCAUAAUUAAGGUGCCAUUUUCAGGGGAUUCAGGAAAUAAAUACUGAGAAUGUA
This is a messenger RNA of Neolamprologus brichardi, 2426 nucleotides long. It is a transcript of the gene anxa11a, whose product is annotated as annexin A11a. Gene Ontology annotation, biological process: cytokinetic process; phagocytosis. NCBI's taxonomy places the organism in Eukaryota, Metazoa, Chordata, Actinopteri, Cichliformes, Cichlidae. Gene Ontology annotation, cellular component: cytoplasm; nucleus; vesicle membrane. The record is from RefSeq and is a predicted model, not a curated record. Gene Ontology annotation, molecular function: phosphatidylserine binding; calcium-dependent phospholipid binding; calcium ion binding.